Messenger RNA from Eublepharis macularius, 9903 nucleotides. It is a transcript of the gene DCHS2, whose product is annotated as dachsous cadherin-related 2. Gene Ontology annotation, molecular function: calcium ion binding; cadherin binding. NCBI's taxonomy places the organism in Eukaryota, Metazoa, Chordata, Lepidosauria, Squamata, Eublepharidae. Gene Ontology annotation, cellular component: plasma membrane; catenin complex. The transcript has 20 exons. The record is from RefSeq and is a predicted model, not a curated record. The coding region runs from base 1 to 9903 and encodes 3300 amino acids. Gene Ontology annotation, biological process: homophilic cell-cell adhesion.
AUGGGGCCCCGAGCGAUUGCCCUGGGGGCGAGGCAGAGGAGCCGGGGGCAAGGGGGGCGGCUGAUCUCCCUCUGGUUGUGCUUCUUAUGCACGGCGGGGGGCUGCUCGGGACAGGUGUAUAAUCUCAGCCUGGCGGUGGACGAGGGGCUGCCGGCAGAUACUCUGGUGGGGGACAUUAGCGCAGGGCUUCCCCCCGGCGGAGCGCACCCCGGCGGCUUCUUUCUCUCGGAAGGAAGCGGCGAGUCGGCGGUGCUGGCGGAUUUCCACGUGCAGACAGACACCGGCAUCAUCCGCACAGCCCGGCCGCUGGACCGAGAGCUCCGGGCGCGCUACAGCUUCGUGGCGGCCACGCUGCAGGGGGAGAUGGUCCAGGUGGAGAUCGCCGUGGCAGACGUGAACGACCACGCGCCGCACUUCCCCCGGGACUCGGUGCGCCUCGCCGUCUCCGAGCUCAGUCCGCCCGGCAGCGUCUUCCGCCUGCCGGCAGCCCGCGACCCGGACGCGGGCAGUUUUGGCACGCAGGGCUACUCCUUGGUGCCGGAGGAGCCGGGCGCGACAGCGGGCGGGGAGCCCGAGGGAGGCCCCCUGUUCCAACUGCGCUACGGGACGCCCCCAGACACCCUGGACCUGGCGCUGCUGCGACGGCUGGACCGGGAGCGGGCGGACACGCACCGGCUCCGGGUGGAGGCUUGGGACGGCGGGAGCCCUCGGCGGAGCGGCCGCCUGCGGGUGGAGAUCCAGGUGCUGGACGAGAACGACAACGCGCCGGCCUUCGAGCAGAGCGAGUACCGCGCCCGCGUGCGGGAGGACGCGCCGGCGGGCAGCUCAGUGUGCCGCCUGGUGGCCACCGACCCGGACCUGGGCGCCAACGGCGAGGUGCGCUACAGCCUCAGCCGCCGCCAGGGCGACCCUUCGGCCGCCUCUUACUUCGAGGUGGACGCGCGCACCGGGCUGCUGCGCCUGCUGCGCCCGCUCGACCGCGAGGCCCGCGCGCUCCACCGCCUGGCCGUGGAGGCCCGCGACGGCGGCGCCCAGCCUGAAGCAGCCACCGCCCUGGUCGCCGUCGAGGUGCUGGACGUGAACGACAACAGCCCCGCCAUCCACCUGCUCUACCUCACCGAGGCCGGCGCCAGCGUCUCCGAGGGGGCUCGGCCCGGCGACUACGUGGCCCGCGUGUCGGUCUCGGACCCCGACGGCGCGGGCGAGACCGGUGGCGGAGUGGCGCUGAGCCUGCAGGGCGGGGACGGCGCCUUCUCGCUGCGGCCCUCGGGCGACGACGGCGGCGGCGUCUUCUUCCUGUGCGUGGAGGGCCCCCUGGACAGGGAGAGCCGCGACGCCUACGAGCUCCGCCUGGUGGCCGUCGACGCGGGCUCGCCGCCCCUCUCCUCGCAGCGGGCGCUGCUGCUCCGCGUGGCCGACCUCAACGACCAGGCGCCCGCCUUCGCGCAGCCUCGCUACCGAGCCGCGGUCUCGGAGGCCGCUUCGCCGGGCACCGUCGUGCUGCUGCUCAGCGCCUCGGACGCCGACGCGCCCGGCUCCCCCAACGCCCAGGUGCGCUACAGCCUGGGGCCCCGCCAGGCGCAGGCCGCGCUCUUCCACCUCGACCCCCGCAGCGGCGUCCUCAGUGUCCGCGGCGGGCUGGACCACGAGCGCGAGGCCCGGCUGGAGCUGCUGGUGCUGGCCCGCGACUUGGGCGAGCCGCCCCUGUCCACCUCCUGCCUGGUGAGCGUCGACGUGGAGGACGCCAACGACCACGAGCCGGUCUUCCAGCAGCAGGUCUACAACGCCAGCCUGGCCGAGCACUCGAGGGCCGGCCUGUGUCUCCUGCAGGUCAAGGCAACCGACAGAGAUUCAGGCCAUUUUGGUCAUAUUGAGUAUUUUCUGUAUGAUGGAUUCCAUAGCUACGAAAAAUCAAAAGCAUUCCAGAUAGACCCAAGCAGCGGCCACAUAUGCGUGUCUCAGGACAUUGACAGGGAAGAAGAUCCUGCUACUUACGAUCUUUUAGUGAGAGCUACAGAUGGGGGUGGCCUAAGCGCCCAAGCUUUUCUUCGCAUCGAGAUAGAAGACAUUAAUGACAAUCACCCUGUCUUCAACCCUGCAAGUUACGUGACAAGCAUCAGCAGUCAUAUGCAGCCAGGAACCGAAGUCAUUAAUGUUGUUGCUGUGGACAAGGAUUCUGGAAUAUAUGGAGUUGUAACUUAUGAACUGGAACCAGGUGACUUCUCUUCCCUGUUCACAGUGGAUACAUCAACAGGAAUUGUUUAUCUGACAUCAUCCCUCAGUAAGCUGGAACAUAACAGUGUGCUUCUGACUGUUUCUGCUCGGGAUGGAGGUGGUCUUUGUUCAGUUGUUAAUGCAGUCGUAUCUGUGAAGAUCCUCGAGACGGCGGUGGCUCCUGCCAUAUUUGACAGAUCACGUUACACAUUUUCUGUCCCUGAAGAUAUCCCUGAAGGCAGCGCUAUUGGAACAGUCAAAGCAAGGGAGCCAUUGAAUUUCUUGGAAACAAUUUCAUACAGAAUUUCCUCUGGUGAUCCCUAUGGAAGAUUCUCUAUUGACUCUCAAUAUGGUAUCAUCCGCACCAAAAAACAGCUUGACCAUGAAACGCAUUGCUACACAGUUCUUACGGUGCAGUCUCAGUUGGGAAACUCCCCUGUCUACAGCAAUGCCCAGGUCAACAUAACUGUGAUAGAUGUCAAUGACAACCCUCCGGUGUUCGUUAUGGAAUCUGAUAAGAUAAAUAUAUCACGUAGCACAGUAUCUGGCACAGCUCUGUACAUUGCUCAUGCAGAAGACAAAGACAGUGGGCUAAACGGGGCAAUCCGAUACACUAUUGCAAACAAUCAGUCAGGUGUUUUUAACAUUGAUCCAGUACUUGGAGUGCUGUAUCUUGCCAGAACUCUGGUUGCUGAUAAGCAGAAAGAGCACACAGUACACAUCGUAGCAGAAGACCAUGGAAGUCCCCCUCUGAGUUCUUUGAUGAUCUUGACAGUGGUUGUUGUUGAACAAAAAGAGUGCCCCAACUUGAGUUUUGAAAAUUUGGUCUAUCAUGUGGAUGUCAGAGAGACAUGUUCUGUAGGUGCCAUAAUUCUUCAGGUACAAGCCCGGAAUUUAGGUCCACAACAUACCCAUGGGACAUUUAUUUAUUCUUUAGAGCAUAACACAGAUUCUGCUCCAUUUAGAAUCAGUCCAGAAACAGGCAGCAUUUACCUACGAAAUCCUGUAGACUAUGAACUUACUCAAACUCACACUUUUAGAGCCUAUGUUACUAACCCAGUGGAUACGUCAGGGCAAAAUGCAAGUACAUCAAUAAUCGUUAACAUCCUUGAUGAAAAUGACAAUUCUCCUGUGUUCAUGCGUGAUAGCUACUUUUUUGAAAUUGAGGAGAGUUCAUUACCCCAAGGUGUGGUUGGCAUACUCGCAGCGGUUGACAAGGACUCAGGAAGAAAUGGACAGCUCUCCUAUUUCCUCUUAUCUGAGGGAAAAUAUUUCAGGAUCAAUUCUAAUACAGGUGAAAUUAUAAACUGGGUUGCAUUAGACCAUGAACAACAUGCUCACCACCAACUGGUUGUACUAGUGACUGACCAUGGUGUUCCUCAACAUAAUGCCACAGUAACGGCCUAUAUUUCAGUUACUGACCUCAAUGACAACCAUCCCUGCUUCCCUCAGUUUUCCUCUGGAGCAGAGUUCAACAUCAAGGUUUUGGAAGGGCAACCAUCAGGAACACUGGUUGCCACUGUGCAUGCCAAUGAUCUUGAUUCUGGAAAAAAUGGGAUGGUGUCAUAUUCCUUGUCAGGGGAAAGCUUAGGUCACUUUCAGAUUGACAGCGGUAGUGGUGAGUUAAGAACUGCUGAAGCUCUUUUAUAUAAUUGGAGGUCAAUCUACAGAAUGGUGGUCACUGCAGCUGAUCAGGGGAGCCCUUCACUUCAAGGACAAAUGGUCAUCAAUGUUGAGGUAAUUCCACUUCCUAAAGGGAGUUCUGCUUCUUUUCAAAGCAUCAGACAUUUUGUCAUACCGGAACAUUUUAGACCUGCGCGGGUACUGGGUUCUCUAAGACUGCCUGGCCAGCAUCUGUAUACCAAUAAAAAGCAGCGUUUUAGCAUUUUGGUAGAAGACUCUCAUGUCCCGUUUGAAAUUGACAGUUCCUGUGGGGAUCUUUUUCUUUUCAAAGAACUUGAUUAUGAAACUGCAUCUCACUACUUCUUUAGAGUGGUUGUAAACGCUGAUGGGAAUUUUCUUCCACAGAAUAAUACUCUUUUCAUCAGUAUUGAUGUUGAAGAUCAAAAUGACCACUCACCUUCUUUCCAGAAUGACGUUGUUGUGAUUGGUGUAGAGGAAAAUGUGCCUGUUGGCACUUUGGUGUAUACAUUUAAUGCAAGAGAUGGAGAUGGCAGUUUUCUGAACAGCAAUAUACAGUAUUCUAUAGCCAGGAGUAACUUCACUGAAAAUCUAUUUCUCAUCCAUCCUUUUUAUGGCAGUUUAAUCACAGCAGUUCCCCUCGACCGAGAGGUGAUGCAGUUUGUUAUCCUGACAGUUGUGGCAACUGACCAAGCUGUAAACUUGACUGACCGCAGACAAGGUUCUCUGACAGCCAAAAUUAUUAUUUUGGAUGUCAAUGACAACCACCCAACCUUUGUUUCAUCACCUGUUUCCUACAUCAGAGAGGAUGCGGAGGUAGGCUCUUCAGUACAUAGCAUAGUUGCUCAUGAUCCAGAUCAAGGAAGGAAUGGAGAAAUCACAUACUACCUUCUCUCAAGUAGCGAAGACCAUGUGUUUGCACUAGACAAGUCUUCAGGACUUCUAACAACCACCUUCAUGUUGGACCGUGAAAACCAAGAGUGUUACUCCUUGACUAUCAUGGCUCUUGAUGAUGGCACACCAGCACUAUCAGCAACUCAGAUCCUGACAAUAAUUGUUCUUGAUGUAAACGAUGAGCCACCAGUGUUUUCAAAAGCUCUGUAUCAAGCGUCCACCUAUGAGAACAAAGAUCCAGGAGAAGUUGUCAUAAAAAUAGAAGCUACAGAUAAAGAUUCAGGAACAAAUUCUAUGCUUCGCUAUGAAAUUCUUCCAGGACCUGGACAUGAGGUUUUUCAGAUAAACUCAGAUACUGGUGAGAUUACAACAACCAUUUCGCUUGACAGGGAAGCUCAGGAUAUCUUCACUUUUAAAGUGCUGGUUCGAGACAGUGGAAGCCCCUUUUUAUCCAGCAGAACCUCAGUUAUCUUCAGAGUACUGGAUGAAAAUGACCACGCUCCCACUUUCCUCCUUCCUGUUUCUGAGAUCCAAAUUCUGGAGAAUCAGCAGCCUUCAAUAGUAUCGACUAUACUGGCUGUGGACAUGGAUGCCGCCGAUAACGGAGCUGUGCAAUGUCAAAUCAUUGAUGGAAAUGUUAGAGGAUACUUUGCUUUGAAUGAAUCUUCUGGAGACCUCUCCACUACAUGUGUCUUAGACAGAGAGAUUGUCAGCAACUUUACUCUCGUUAUUGGAUGCUCUGACCAGGGUGAUCUACAAAGAAGCUCCAUGAUCCACGUACAGAUCACAGUCAUUGAUGAAAAUGACAACAGUCCUUUGUUCGCAAGGGACCACUAUCAAACCUCUGUGAGAGAAGACCUUGGAGAAGGAGAAGCAAUUCUUGAACUGCACGCUGUUGAUGGAGAUGAGGGCCCAAAUGGAGAGGUUAGAUACUCUCUCAUUGAUGACACCCUUGGAGCAUUUACCAUUAACCAGAUUACUGGCACUGUAACUGCUACAAAACUGCUGGACCGGGAGAAAAAAUCUCAGUAUGUAUUUAGGGCUGUGGCAACUGACAUGGGACUCUUGGGACCAAGAAGCAGCAGUGUUACGAUCAUUGUGUACGUUGAGGAUGUAAAUGACAACAGUCCUCUUUUUCUACAGAAUCCUGUCAAAGCUUCUGUGCCUUUUCAGACAUCUGUGAAUCAAACGAUAGCUACUAUGAAAGCCAGUGACCUUGACUUGGGUCUGAAUGGUGCUGUAAAUUUUAUGUUUGAAACACCAGACACCAUGUUUCAGGUGGACCCAAAUACAGGAGAAAUCUUUCUUCAAGAACCCCUUCCUCAUGAGGGUGUUAUUACCUACCUCGUCAUAUUGGCUUCAGAUCAAGGAGUUCCAGCUAGAACAGCUACUGCUGUUUUGGCCAUCUCUUCUGAAACCCUAACAGAGACUAUUUCAUUCAGUCACAGUCAAUAUGAAGCAACCGUGCCUGAAAACAGUGCAAAAGGCACCUCUGUUUUCACCCCAGCUGUUUAUGACCAUGGCUUGGUGGGAAAGAAUUUAAAGUACACCCUCAUCAGUGAACAUGAAGACAUUUUCUCCAUUCAUCCCAUCACGGGUGCAAUCACAGUAGAGCAACCAGAAUUUCUUGACUAUGAAGUCAGGAAAAAAGUACGUUUUACAAUCUUAGCUGACAAUGGCUUGAGCUCAGCACUAUGUGGAAUGACAGUAUUGAUACAAGACAUGAAUGAUAACGCACCUCAUUUUGAACAAAGCUGUUUCACAGCAUUUGUGUGGGAAGGCCAGCUCCGUAACACAUACAUCAUGCAGGUCUAUGCAACAGAUGCUGAUAGUGGGUUAAAUGGAGAAAUUGAAUAUUCAAUUUUAUCUGGCAACACAAACGAAGCAUUUAUCAUUGAUUCUGCAAAAGGAAUUAUAUCAGCCAACAGAGUCUUAAAUCGAGAAGACAUUUCAUCCUACAGGUUGGUUUUGCAAGCUACUGAUGGGGGAACUCCCAGGCUCUCAGCUAUGAGCACAAUAGAAAUACAAGUAGUGGAUGUCAAUGAUAACGCUCCGACUCUCCGACCACGUGGCACAGUGGAACUCCCUGAAAAUGCUCCACUUGGCUUCCUUGUGACGCAAGUACUAGCAGAUGACGUGGACCUGGGCCCACCUCUUCACUACAAUUUUGCUGAGGGUGGUAAUCCUGGAAUGAAAUUUGCAAUUGACAGAUACAAGGGAAUAAUCACAUUGGUGCAGGUGGUAGACUUUGAAGAAAUUGAUCAGCUUGAACUGUUGAUCAGCGUUUCAGAUUCUGUGCAUCAAACCACAGGAAUGGUUUCAAUCCUUAUAUCUGACGUAAAUGAUAAUCCACCAGUAUUUACUCAGGAUGUGUAUCAGGUGAUUAUACCAGAACUCACAACUGUAAAUGCUUCUGUCUUAACUGUGUGUGCCACAGACAGGGAUUUGGAGGAUAAUGGAAAGAUAUCCUACAGAAUUCUUUCAUCCCCUGAUGGAUUUUCUAUUGAUCCAAAAAAUGGCUCCCUAUUUUUGGCUAAGUCAUUGACAUACCAGGACAAAAAUCCAAUUAUUGAGCUCCUCGUAGAAGCUGUUGACCAUGGAAUCCCUCCUUUGACUGCUGUGACUUCAGUGAUUGUACAAAUACAAGACGUGAAUAAUUAUGCACCUCAGUUUACUAUGGCAGCAUAUAAUCUCAGUGUAAGAGAAAAUGCGUUCAUUGGAGAGAAGCUGCUCACGUUUUCUGCUACUGAUUAUGAUACGACACAUGACAAUAGCUACGUUGAAUAUUCUAUUAUUGGUGGCAAUGGUAGUAACAAAUUUCACGUGGAAAUGCGUGUCAUUGGGCCAGAAUCCCCAUAUAAAGUGGUUGGAAAUCUUGUGCUGAGAAGUGUUCUAGACAGAGAGAAAAGUUCCUCUUACCAGUUAUUAAUUCUUGCAUCUGACCGUGGAUCUCCUCUUCUAAACUCCACAGCCACUGUGUCCAUCACUGUUUUGGAUAUUAACGACAACCCACCUAUAUUUACUAGCUCAGAAUACUAUGUUCACGUCAGAGAAAAUACCCCAGUAGGAAGUCAUAUUACUGCAGUUUCUGCAAGUGAUUAUGAUGCUGGAUCUAAUGCAGAGAUCACUUACAGUAUUGUCUCUGGAAAUGACGAAGGACAUUUUCGUUUAGAUGGGAAAACUGGCUCCCUUGAUCUGGUCCGAUCUCUAGAUUAUGAAGAAACAAUGGCAUUCAGUUUGACUGUUCAAGCCUUUGAUGGAGGAGUUGGUAUAAAAAAUGUGGCUCUUGCUGCUGUUUUUGUCAGUGUUCUUGAUGAUAAUGAUUAUGCACCAAUGUUUGUAUCCCCCAACCUGGAUUGCAGAGCACAAGAAAACCUGCCCCCUUUUUCUUUUGUGUGCGCGAUUUCUGCAUUAGAUUUUGAUACUGGCCCCUGCGGUCAUCUUUCUUACUCUGUCCAGUCCCCGUGUUUGUCUGGUCAUGGAACUUCUCUAGACGGUGACAUGUUUUUCAUAGAUCCUCUGACUGGGGUUAUCCAUACAAAACAAGUGCUUGACUUUGAACAUCAGAUUAAAUACUGCUUUGUAGCUCAGGCAAAAGACAAGAGUGACGCCACUGCCACAGUUACAGUUCGGGUGACUGUUGAAGGGACAGAUGAAUUUAAUCCAGUCUUUAACCAAGAUCAAUAUUUUUUUGAUUUCCCUGAAGUAAACGAAGCAGGGCAGCUGGUUGGCAGAGUAUCAGCCUCAGAUUACGACAGAGGAUUGGAUGGUGUAGUUCGUUACAGUCUGCUAAAACAGUCCCCUUUCUUUACUGUGAACCAAAGCAGUGGGGCUAUCUAUUUGACUAAACCUUUUCACAGGAAAAGCAGCAACAUGAAGAGAAGAGAAGACAUCCUUGAACUGCUUAUAAAAGCUCAUAGCCCAAAACUGGGCUCUAAAUCUACCACAUGCACAAUUCUAGUGAACAUUUCUAGUAUCCCACAGAGCUCUUCCAUGUUGUCACCGCACACCUUGACCAUCAGCAUCGCUGCUUUUACUGUACUGUUCCUGUUUCUGGUCAUCAGCCUUGCUAUGCUUAUUGUGAGAUACAGACCAAGAGAUACAGUGAACUCCAGCAAGAAAAAAGAGAUGCCAUGCUGUUCACCAACAAAUUUGAAUGUAAAUGUAAACAGUGCCCCUAAAGCUGCCCAAGAAACUCCUGUUUCUGCAACAAGUACCCUUCCUGUGAGCUCUGUAGCGGAAUGGCUAAGUUUGGUCGGCAUUAGAGAAAGGAAGGAUGUCGGUAAUCCCUGCAGGCAUUCAGACUCCAGUGGCCAUGGUUCUGCAGAAGGCGAAACAGCAGAAGAUGAAGAAAUACAGAGGAUUAAUGAGUGUCCUUGCCGGAAGGGUUCUGGAUCCACUUUAAGUGACCAAGGCUCACGAAUACCAGACUCAGGAAUUCCCAGGGAUUCGGAUCAGCUUUCAUGUCAGUCUGGAGAGACAGAUGUGGUUGCUGUGAUUCAGAGUACAGAGACUAUCCAGGUCUUUGGUGAUGGAGCCGGAGGAGAGGAAAGAGAUGAUGACGUAAGGUAUACUUGCAAUAACAUGUUAUCACUUCAGAACAUGGAGAUAAAAGAAAUGGACGUCAUGACAGACAUCGCACGAGAGUACAAUUUCAUACCUGAUGGCCAGAACUCCCAUUAUGGAUCUCUUGCCACCCUAGUAGACUCUGAUGAGGAUCGAAGAGGUUGUUAUAACUGGGAUUACUUGCUCAAUUGGGAACCUAGAUUUAAACCUCUCGCAUCUGUGUUCAGUGAUAUUGCAGAACUGAAAGAUGAAAGCAUAAAAACAUACAACUUUCCCAAGGAGAUCAAAUCUUUCAUUUUCCCCCCUCCCUUGAUUACCUCUGUAGCUCAGCCUGGUUUAAAGACAGUCCCCCCACGAAUGCCAACUCUACUGUCUGGUCAGGCAUUUAAAAAAUACCCCCACUCACCCCUCUUCCAUAACCUAAGGUAUCCUCCAUCAGCCAUGACUCCUAGUUUUUCUCCUUCUCUCUCCCUGCUUACAAUGCAGACACCUGUUGCAUCACCAGUAGCAGCAAACCCUAGCCUGAAGGGCGUGUGCCCAGGUGGGCCAACAUGUGAACUUUCGACCGAAGAAGAAAUCCAAGUGUAG